This is a messenger RNA of Chrysemys picta bellii (western painted turtle), 2588 nucleotides long. It is a transcript of the gene PGF, whose product is annotated as placental growth factor. Lineage: Eukaryota; Metazoa; Chordata; Testudines; Emydidae. Gene Ontology annotation, molecular function: chemoattractant activity; vascular endothelial growth factor receptor binding; growth factor activity. Gene Ontology annotation, cellular component: membrane. The record is from RefSeq and is a predicted model, not a curated record. Gene Ontology annotation, biological process: positive regulation of endothelial cell proliferation; sprouting angiogenesis; vascular endothelial growth factor signaling pathway.
UGAGGAAAAGUCCAACCCUGCUGACACCGCUGAGUUCUGCUUCUGCUGAGUGUCUGCCAGCUGACAGGGGCUACUCUCCUAUCUGCUGCAGCCAGCCCACUUUGGGCUGUGAUCCCAUCACAGUGGGGCAGCCUUGGCCAGCAUUAAGAUGGCAGAGCCCCGCCAAGGGAAACCCAGGACAUGGCAUGGAGGAAUUAGGAUUUAUACAGCAUCCCAGGCGCACAUGGCACUUCACAGCUAAGUACACGUGGCCCCUGCAUGUGUCCAGUAGGGGCAGAUGACAACAUGCUGUGAGCCGGCGGGAGGGAAUCAGAUGGGACUCUGACAGCAUCAUGAUGGUUGGGGUAUAAAGACUCAUAGCUAGCUAGGGAAGGGAAGAGAGGUGCUGGGGACUCAGUAGGGGGAGUGCUCUCCUUUGGGGUGUUGUGCUCCAUUCUGGGUCAGUAGUGACCCCAGGCCCCAGUGUGGCAGGACGGGGGACGAGGUGAUAGGUGUUGUGUGGAUGAGAUGUAAACUGAAGUGCUGACCAUGUGUGGUCAUUAGAUCCUCUGGCAUGUUGGAUAAGAGCUGGGAUGUCAGCCUGGAUGUCUUCUACCUCCUGCAGUUUGAAGUGACACAAAGUCUUCACCUUCACACAACCUCUUUAGCUGUUGUUUAGUGAAUUAUGUCCCACCUAGCCCCUCUCCUGGCACUCAGGGCAGGGUUGGUCCCUGUUGUGUUGCACUCAGUCUACAGUAGUUGUAAACUUGUUGAACUUCACUGCUUCACUGCUACACAGUUGCCACAUUACAUCCUAGAGGUGGCCGCAUGGAGUGGUGAGUGAAAUGAUCCCUUGUGGAUCUAAAGUACUUUGGGACUCUUCAGAAUAUAAAACCGAAAGGCCGGAUGGUGCAGGGGACUGGCUGUGCAGGCUAGCAUUACAACAGCUAUAAACAUGCUAGAUAAUACUUAGUCCUGCCAUGAGUGCAGGGGAUUGGACUAGAUGACCUCUCGAGGUUCCCUCUAGGCCUAUGAUCCUAUGCUAUUUAUUAGCAUUGUUAUUUAUUAGCUCAGUUGCCUUCCUGCUUCUCGAUGUAUACCAGCAAGUGCCCUGAAUGCUCCACAACAGAUCUGAGCUGGAAGGGCCGAGUGCCCUGUGGAUGGGUGGGUGAUGCAGGCAGAAGGCAGUGGGACAGGUUCAGCAGAAACAGCACCUCAGAAGGGCAAGUCCUGCCCUUCCAGGAGGUUUGGGGCCGCAGCUUCUGUCGGCCCUUGGAGAUGCUGGUGGAUAUUGUGUCCGAGUACCCCAGUGAGGUGGAGCACAUGUUCAGCCCUUCCUGCAUCUCCCUGCAACGCUGCACCGGCUGCUGUGGAGACGAGACACUGCAGUGUGUCCCAGUGGAGACGGCCAAUGUCACCAUGCAGCUCCUGAAGAUGAAGCCAGCGGGGCAGGUGCCCUAUGUGGAACUGUCCUUUACAGAGCACAGGCAGUGCGAGUGCAGGCCUCGGCGGGAUACACUGAAGUCAGGAAGGAGGAGACCCAAGGGCCAAGGCAAGAGGAAACGAGAGAAGCAGCGACCUAAAGGCUGUGAUCUAUGUGCCAUUCCACGCAGAUAGUCAUCUCAGCAGGAGAGGGCAGCACCACAGUGCCCGUACUUAUUACCAAGUCCUCUAACCACCUGUAUGUAUGCGCCAAUUGCAUUCUUGACUGAACACUGUGGGACUUGUGGCUACUUGCACCUAUGAGCUGUGACCCUCCAAGCAGACAAGAAGUGGCGAGGUGAGCAACAGGACAGGAGCAUGGGCCCUUUUGCCGGAGAGGAUGACCUGGACUUUUGCUUGGCCACCUGCAGGGAUACAGCUCCAGGACCAGGGAAACUCAGCUGCGAGAGAGGCAGUCACCCCUUAGGCUGACCUUCCCCACCUUAAGGGCCUUCCCAGGAAUCUCUGCACAGUUAACAUUAGUGGUUAAAGGAGCCAGGGGCCAGAUUCAGGGCUGAAAAUCUUCAUAAUGAGGCUCAACAGGUCCAGGGCUUUGCAUUCAACACUCAGGCAGAGGACAGCGGGGGACAAGCUUGGCCAAACGUGGGAAUGUUUUUGUGGCCCCUGCAGCUGAAGGAGUAUUCCAAAGUGCUGAGGGUGCAGCAGGACAGCACAGAACCUCAGGGAGGUGCCAGCACAGAACCUCAGGGAGGUGCCAGCCCAGGGGCUGCUGCACUGGGAGCGUUCCCUGUUGUUGUCACCCACAGGAGUCUUGUGUUGCCACCUCCACCUUUGCAGAGCAACCGUUCCCUGAGCUGCCAGCUGGCAGAGGGGACCACACAGUCAUGAAGGAAGGAAACCUGUCCCUAGUGGGGACUCCAGUGUGGUGUCUGUCCAGCUCCCUGCACAGGAAAGAUGUGGAGAAGCUGCAGUGAGCGGGGAUGGGGGCUGGCCUGGGACCUAUCUGCUUUUGGAGUUCCCUGGGUGGGAUGGGAUAGAGAAUCCCAAGUCAACUGUAUCACAGAGGGAAUCAUGACACCCCAGCACCUGGGCUGCAGCAUGGUUCCUGGGGCCCCUCCCCUGGCUGCAGCGCAUAAAAUAAAACCUUAGAUAGAGAAAUCCAGAAG